Messenger RNA from Cynara cardunculus var. scolymus (artichoke), 822 nucleotides. RefSeq names its product protein C2-DOMAIN ABA-RELATED 11. Bases 201 to 713 code for a protein of 170 amino acids. The record is from RefSeq and is a predicted model, not a curated record. Lineage: Eukaryota; Viridiplantae; Streptophyta; Magnoliopsida; Asterales; Asteraceae. The transcript has 4 exons.
ACUACCUACCAGUGGCCUUCAUUCAUUGACCAUAUGUAAUGUCGCCAACCUCUACUCUACAGAUCCUUUCUUGAAACUGACACUCAGAAAACCCAAAGGAAACAGGAUAGAAGCAAGGGAAAGUCUAAAAUCAGGUCAAAUCUCAUCUUUCUUUCUUUCCCAUCUGUACAUGGGUUUUUAAGUUUUUCUCCAGGUAGGUUAUGGAAAUGGAGGAACCAAUUGGGAUUCUAAAAGUGAUUGUUGUGCGAGGCAAGAAACUGGUAGUCCGCGAUUUCAAAACCAGUGAUCCUUAUGUCAUCGUCAAACUUGGAAAUCAGACAGCAAAGACAAAGGUUAUAAACAGUUGCCUUAAUCCUGUCUGGAAUGAAGAACUGACUUUCUCCAUUGCGGAACCUGUUCAAGUUCUAAACUUGGCAGUGUUUGAUAGAGACCGUUUCAAGGCUGAUGACGAGAUGGGAGAUGCUCAAGUGAAGAUUCAGCCGUUGGUGACAGCAGCUAGAUUAAUGGAGAUCUUAGGGGUUGCAAAUGACGGAACAGUAUUGAGAAAGAUGAUCCCAGAUACAGACAAUUGUUUAGCAUCAGAAAGCUGUAUUAGUUGGGUGAAAGGUGAGGUUGUACAAGAUGUUUGGUUGCGCCUUUCUCAAGUUGAAUCUGGGGAGAUUCAGUUGAACCUCAAGUUCCGUAAUACUAAUCCUAGGCUAGGCUUGGCUUAGUAUAGAUAUAUAUAUUUUUUUUCCUUUUAAUUUCAAGACUUGUUUGUUAAUUGUUAUGAUGGAAUUGUGUGUUUUCUUUAAUCAGUAUGAAUGAAGUUAAAUUAAAAUG